AUGGACCGACCGACUCACGUUAUCGUCCCAGACGGCGAAGUUAUAAUAGUUCUACAAAAUCCAAAUGCUCCUUUUGCGGAACUAAGUGAAGCUCUGACCAGCGACAAUUUUACGUAUCUACUACCUGGACCAAGCGAUAAAAUCCAGAAUCCGGCGGAAGGGAUUGAAGCUUUGAGAAAUGAGCCGAGGGAUACGCAAAAAAAUAGGAUGGAAAAGAAGAAAGGAUCUACUUCUGGCUGGUGUGCUGUUCACGAUUCAUCCGAACCUAUUCACCUCCCAGUUGAAGAGUGUGCUCCUGAAUGGCCCGCGGCCGAAGAACCCGUCGCAGAACCCGCUGAAGAGCCCGCUGAAGAGCCCGUCGACGAACCCGCCGAAGAACCAGAGGAAAACUGCUUCCGUAUUCAAGUGUCCGCGAAGCAUUUAAUACUCGCCUCCUCAGCCUUUAAGAAAAUACUCACUGGUGGUUGGAAAGAAAGCAUUACUUAUUUACAAGAAGGCUCAGUUGAAAUCACUGCAGAUAGCUGGGAUCUCGACGCGCUCUUGCUUAUGCUUCGUAUAAUACAUUGUCAGUCCUAUCAAAUACCGCGGAAACUGACGCUUGAGAUGCUCGCGAAAGUUGCUGUUUUGGCCGACUACUACGACUGCAGGGAGGCUGUAGACUUUUUCGCAGAUACAUGGAUCAACGCUCUGGACGAUAUUAUUCCCACAACAUAUUCUAGGGACUUGAUUCUCUGGUUAUGGGUUGCCUGGUAUUUCCACCUCCCUGCCAAGUUUAAAGAAGCCACCUCAACUGCCAUGUCAUUGAGUAACGGCUGGAUCGAUAAUCUCGGGCUCCCAAUCCCCGAUGACAUCAUUAGUAUGGGCACUUAA
This is a messenger RNA of Aspergillus affinis, 870 nucleotides long. Its product is annotated as BTB/POZ domain-containing protein. The record is from RefSeq and is a predicted model, not a curated record. The transcript has a single exon. Lineage: Eukaryota; Fungi; Ascomycota; Eurotiomycetes; Eurotiales; Aspergillaceae. Bases 1 to 870 code for a protein of 289 amino acids.